AUGAGUCGCCGACGUGCACACGAUACUGAGGAUGAGAGUUAUGACCACAGACGCAACAAGCGCCGCCGCGUCUCAGAGAACCAGGAGAUUGAGGAUCGUUUGGAGUCCUUGAUAUUGCGCGUGGGCGAGCGCAGCACCUCGUCGGUAGAGUCGAAUCUCGAGGGUCUUGUCUCCGUGCUGGAAGCCGAUCUGGGCACAUUCCGUUUGAAGAUCUUGCGCAUUCUGUCCGAUUGUGCGGUGCGCAUGCCCGAAAAAUGUACCGUCUACACGACCCUAGUGGGUCUGCUCAAUGCCAAGAACUAUAAAUUCGGUGGCGAGUUUGUCGAUUACAUGGUGAAAACGUUUAAGGAGUCGCUGAAACUGUGCCGUUGGGAUGCGGCCCGUUACUCGCUACGCUUUCUGGCCGAUCUGGUCAACUGUCACGUCAUCUCGGCCACAAGUCUGCUGCAGCUGCUGGACACAAUAAUCGAUGUGUCCAACGAGGACACGGUGCCGCAAGUGCGACGCGAUUGGUUUGUGUUUGCGGUGCUCUCCACGUUGCCGUGGGUGGGGCGUGAUCUGUACGAGAAGAAGGAGUCAGCACUGGAGUCGCUGCUGCUGCGCAUUGAGGUGUAUUUAAAUAAGCGCUCGAAGAAGCAUCAUAAUGCGCUGCGUGUCUGGUCAUCGGAUGCGCCACAUCCGCAGGAGGAGUAUCUGGACUGUCUGUGGGCACAGAUACGCAAGCUGCGCCAGGACAACUGGGCCGAGAAGCAUAUACCGCGUCCGUAUCUCGUCUUUGACGCCAUUCUGUGCGAGGCACUGCAGCACAAUCUGCCGCAGAUAACUCCGCCGCCACACCAUGACGCCAUUGAGUAUCCCAUGCCGUGGGUUGUCUACCGCAUGUUCGACUACACCGAUUGCCCUGAUGGACCGAAUCUGCCGGGUGCCCAUUCGAUCGAGCGUUUUCUCAUCGAGGAACAUCUGCAUCACAUUAUUGAGACGCAUCAUCAUGAGCGCAAAGAUUGUGCUGCACAGCUGCUGAACUUUCCGUUCAAGCACAAGAUCCCAUUAGAAUAUUGCAUCGUCGAGGUUAUCUUUGCGGAGCUCUUUCACAUGCCCACGCCUCGCUAUCUGGACAUUUGCUAUGGCUCCAUUCUAAUCGAGCUGUGUAAACUGCAGCCGGGCACAUUGCCCCAGGUGCUCGCCCAGGCAACUGAGAUACUGUUCAUGCGCAUCGAUUCCAUGAACACGUCGUGCUUCGAUCGCUUCGUCAACUGGUUUAGCUAUCAUUUGAGCAACUUUAAGUUCACCUGGUCCUGGGACGAAUGGGACAGCUGUCUGCUGCUCGAUGCCGAACAUCCGCGUCCCAAAUUCAUACAGGAGGUGCUCCAGAAGUGCCUACGACUGUCCUAUCAUCAGCGCAUCACCGAAAUGAUGCCCACAACGUAUGCGAAACUGAUCCCGGUCAUGCCCGUGCCUAACUACAAGUACACAAGCGAGGAGGCUGCCAAUCUGCCCGGCACAACGGUCGCCCUGCAACUGGUCGGCGCCAUACGGCAGAAAUGCACGCCGGAGGAGGUGGUCAACAUAUUGAAGGAGAUACCCAGCAGCGGUUAUAGCGGCGAGGAGAUGUCCGAUGGCAGUUUCAAUGCUUUGAAAAUCGAUGUAUUUGUCCAGACGCUGCUCAAUUUGGGCUCGAAAUCGUUUUCGCACAGUUUUGCGGCCAUAUCGAAAUUUCAUGUGGUAUUCCGUGCAUUGGCCGAAACGGAGGAGGCACAAAUCUGUAUAUUGCACAACAUCUUUGAGCUCUGGUCAUCGCACCAGCAGAUGAUGGUGGUGCUCAUCGAUAAGCUGCUCAAGCUGCAAAUUGUCGACUGCUCGGCGGUGGCCACAUGGAUAUUCUCCAAGGAGAUGACUGGCGAAUUUACCAAAAUGUAUCUCUGGGAGAUAUUGCAUCUGACCAUCAAGAAGAUGAACAAGCACGUCAUUAAACUGGAUACCGAGCUGGACAAUGCCAAGGAAAAGCUGUCCAAGGCGGAUUCAUCGUCCAGCGACACAGAUGAGGAUACGCCGCAUAAGCGCAAGAAGCCCAUUACGCAUGCCGAUAAGCCAUCCGAGGAGGUCGUUGAGCGCAUGGAGGAGAAACUGGAGGCAGCCAAUGUCAAUCAGAAGCGUCUGUUUCUUAUUGUCUUUCAGCGCUUCAUUAUGAUACUAUCCGAGCAUCUGCUGCGCUCGGACACAGAUGGACGCGAUCCGGACACAGACUGGUAUCGCUGGACCAUCGGCCGCCUGCAGCAGGUGUUCCUCAUGCAUCACGAACAGGUGCAGAAAUAUAGCAGCACGCUGGAAACGCUGCUCUUCACAUCCGAUCUGGACUCACACAUACUAGAGGUCUUCCAGCAGUUUGUCGCACUGCGCGCCUAACAGAAUCGAACAACAACAACAACAACAACAACAACAACAAUAACAACAAUAGCUAGCUGCCACAUGAACUGUGUCCAGACGCGACUCUGGACCUGCUCCGGCGGCAUGGAUCAGGCAAAACAGCUGCGCUUCGGGCAGCCAUUUAGUUCUGUUUUAGGAUUUCGUUUUUUUUAAACACAUAUGCAUACAAUUGUAAUUUUAUGAUAAGUGGGCCGCCUACCACAAGUCGCAACACACACACACACACACACUUACACACUUACACAGACACAACACAUACAAGAUCUACAUAAGAUGACAAAUUUUGUAAUUUGUAAUACAACAGCAAAAUGCAUGAAUUAAAGAUAUGCAAAUUCAAAGCUAGACA
Drosophila virilis is the source of this 2770-nucleotide messenger RNA. RefSeq names its product Nuclear cap-binding protein subunit 1 (gene Cbp80). Gene Ontology annotation, biological process: mRNA export from nucleus; nuclear-transcribed mRNA catabolic process, nonsense-mediated decay. Gene Ontology annotation, cellular component: nuclear cap binding complex; nucleus. NCBI's taxonomy places the organism in Eukaryota, Metazoa, Arthropoda, Insecta, Diptera, Drosophilidae. Gene Ontology annotation, molecular function: protein binding; mRNA binding; RNA cap binding. The record is from RefSeq and is a predicted model, not a curated record.